Auanema sp. JU1783 is the source of this 3249-nucleotide messenger RNA. NCBI's taxonomy places the organism in Eukaryota, Metazoa, Nematoda, Chromadorea, Rhabditida, Rhabditidae. The record is from the annotation of a GenBank genome assembly.
AUGUCAGCCAUGGCGGUGAACUCUUUGCAAGUCAUCGAACAAGCAAAGAAGCAGUUUCAUACAGAAGAGAAGUUGGAUAUUGAUUUGCUGGAUAAGGUUGUUCUUAUGAUGAACAGAGGUGUUGGAGAAGAACAAAGACAGGCUAAUAUCGUUCUUGUUCAGUUAAAAGAGGAUCCAAAUGCAUGGACUAAAGUUGAUGCAAUCUUACAAUUCUCCCAAACAGCCGAAUCCAAAUAUUUUGCUUUGCAAAUCUUAGAAUCAGUUAUCCAAACAAGAUGGAAAGCGUUACCGAUGGAACAGAGAGAUGGAAUUAAGAGUUUUGUUGUACAAUUAAUCCUUCGAUUGAGUUCCAAUCAAGAUGAUAUGACUGCUAGUGCUUUGUUAUUGCAUAAGUUAAAUCUUGUGUUAGUUCAGAUUGUCAAGCAAGAUUGGCCAAAGAACUGGGCAUCGUUCAUUACCGAUAUUGUUGAAGCAUCUAAAUCAAGUGAUACAGUUUGUGUGAACAAUAUGAACAUUCUGGCCUUGCUUAGUGAAGAAGUUUUCGAUUUUGGUUCUCAGAACUUGACUCAGGCUAAAGAACAAAUGCUCAAACAACAGUUCUGUGGUCAAUUCCAAGAAGUGUUUUCUCUUUGUAUUGCUAUUUUGGAAAAAUGUCCAGCUCAUGCCAUGGUACAAGCCACCUUGAAAACUCUUCACCGUUUUCUUUCAUGGAUUCCCGUUGGUUAUGUCUUUGAAACUAAUAUUACGGAGCUACUUAGUGAAAAUUUUCUCUCUCUCAACUUAUACCGGGGAUUGGCAUUGCAAUGUCUAACCGAAAUCGCUUCCAUCAGAGUUGAUUCCGAGAGUGAUUCCUAUAAACAGAAAUUGAGUGGUAUGUUUUAUACAACUGUGGAAAAGAUUGGUCAAUUGCUGGGCCCCGAUGUUGACUUCGCUUCCGGUUUCAAGCAAGGAACUGAUGAAGAUCAAAAAUUCAUUUCUAUAUUAGCCCAAUUUCUUGUUGCUUUCUUAAAAGAGCAUGCUGAUCUUGUCGAGGUUACUAAUCCGCAAGGAGAAAAAGAAAUAAUGUUCCAUAAAUUGCAUUCAUACUCCAUUGAAUUGCUUUUAUCCAUCAGUCAAGUAGACGAUGUGGAAAUCUUCAAAGUCUGUCUGGACUUUUGGUGCUUUUUAACAGGAGAAUUAUAUCGCAUAUCUCCAUUUUCUAACACUUUCCUUUAUACUCUCCCCACCGCUGUAAAGAGAGAACAUCCUAGGAGAGUGCUCUAUAAGGAACAUUUAUCUAAUUUGAGAUCUAUUAUAAUUUCGCGAAUGGCAAAGCCAGAGGAGGUGCUUGUUGUUGAGAACGAACAGGGCGAGGUUGUUCGAGAAAUGGUUAAAGAUACCGAUUCCAUCACUCUAUAUAAGAACAUGAGAGAAACAUUAGUGUUCUUGACUCACUUAGAUUGCAAAGAUACUGAGCAAAAGAUGACUGAUAAGUUAAAUAGCCAGGUUAACGGAAAUGAGUUUUCAUGGAAGAAUUUGAACACCCUCUGUUGGGCCGUUGGUUCGAUUUCAGGAACAAUGUCUGAAGAUGAUGAGAAACGAUAUCUCGUACUUGUUAUUAGAGACCUAUUGGGUUUGUGUGAACAAAAAAGAGGUAAAGACAACAAGGCUGUGAUAGCUUCAAAUAUUAUGUAUGUGGUCGGCCAAUAUCCACGUUUCUUGCGAGCUCAUUGGAAGUUCCUCAAGACGGUUAUCAACAAACUGUUCGAGUUCAUGCACGAAUCUCAUGAUGGUGUUCAAGACAUGGCCUGUGAUACAUUCAUUAAGAUUGCUAUUAAGUGCAGACGUCAUUUUGUCACGACACAAUGCGGAGAAGUUCGUCCGUUUGUCAACGAAAUGUUGGAUAACUUGUCCGGCAUCAUCUGUGAUUUAACUCCACCUCAAGUGCAUGUCUUUUAUGAGGCAAUGGGACUUAUCAUUAGUGCCCAAUCUGAAUCUCAACAACAAGAAGCUUUAAUUGAACUAUUGAUGAACUUACCGAACUCUGUUUGGGAUGAAAUUUUGGGAGCUGCGACUGACAAAGUAUCGGUUUUAGAAGAUCCUGAGAUCGUUCGUAACUUAUGUAACAUCCUGAAAACUAAUGUUGCCGCUUGUAAAUCCAUCGGAGCACCGUUCUUUGUACAAUUAAGUAGAAUAUAUAUGGAUUUAUUGUCCCUCUACCGCAUUCUGUCUGAGAACGUUUCUGUUGCAGUUGAAAGGAAUGGAGAGGAUGUACUCAAAAUUCCAGUGAUCAAGCACAUCCGCGCUGUCAAGAAGGAGAUUCUCGUUUUAAUUUCAACCUGGGUCUCAAAAACUACAGACCACGAAAUGGUGAAGGAAAAUAUCGUUCCUCCUCUUUUUGAUGCCGUACUCUUGGAUUACCAAAAGAACGUACCAGCAGCGAGAGAGCCUAAAGUGCUAUCUCUUCUCUCGAUCAUUAUUGCUCAAUUGAAGGAUAAUAUAUCUUCUGAAGUUCCUAAGAUUCUUGGAGCUGUGUUUGAAUGUACAUUAGAAAUGAUUAAUAAGGACUUCCAGGCUUUCCCUGAACACCGUACUAACUUCUUCCAGCUGUUACUCUCGUUGACACAGGAAUGCUUCCCAGUUUUGUUAUCUCUACCACCAGAGCAGUUCAGUUAUAUUGUCGAUGCAGUUGUUUGGGCCUUCCAGCAUUCCAUGAGAAAUGUCGCUGAAAUUGGUCUUGAUAUUCUCAAGGAUAUGCUUGAAAAGGUUUCUCACUUACCUGCUGAACAGUCGCAGACGUUCUACAAGAGGCAUUACAUGCAAAUCCUUCAACACGUAUUGGCUGUUAUCGCAGAUAGUAGUCAGGUCCAUGUAGCAGGUUUAACAUACUAUGCUGAAGUACUGGCUGCUCUUUUCCGUGCCGCGGAAACAUAUAUAACCGUCCCACUUAACGACGAGAACCCAUCGCAAAAUAAUAUGGAUUACAUAUAUCAGCACAUCGGGAACAUUUAUGUUCAACAUUUCAGCAAUCUCACUGAAGAUCAAAUUCGGGUUUCAAUUAAGGGUUUCUUCUCAUUCAAUGCUGAUGUGCCAGCAAUGAGAAACCAUCUACGCGAUUUCCUCGUUCAAAUUAAGGAGUUCACGGGAGAGGACACUUCCGAUCUUUUCUUGGAAGAAAGGGAGGCUGAAAUUGCUGCAGCUCAAAAUAGGAAAAUGGCAAUUCCUGGGAUGAUGAACCCUAACGAGAUCGACGAGGAAGAAAUGAGGUGA